ACACUGAUAUAUCACUGCGCCAUCUAGUUUUGCAGGUACAUGGUUGAAGUUGUAAGCUGUUUUUUUUUGUAUAUAGAAGUUUGGGGAGCCUGCUUGGAUACGACUUACAUGUUUGAUACGUAGAUAAGACCAAUAAUGAUCGGUAAUGACAUGAGAUUGAAAAAGUUAGAACGAAUAGAUAUCUGUAUUUGUUAUUGUAAGUAAUCUUUUCACUUAUCUCAAAACCAAGUUCUUAAUGAGACGUAAUAAAUUCAUAACUUUAAUCUAUAAAAUGAAUAAUAACUCAAUUAUUAUGAUUAUUAAUUGAUUAAUUGGCUCUACUUUGUGUAUGAUUCAUACCAAACCGGUUUACAAUAAACGUAAUCAUUUUUAAGUUUCAGUUACAUGAUGGUGUUACGAAUUAUUAUUUGCAAUUAUAUUUAUAUAUAUAUCCUGUGAUAUACAACCAGAUGGAUUGACAUUAACAUUGACUAAAGCUAAAUAACAAUUUAUUGUUACCAUGUCCUUCUAUCCAUUACAACGAAGAUCUACAUUUCUAAUUGGAUUUGGAAUUGGCUUUUUUCUAGCCUCGUUAUUUUACUUCAUAGGAAGUUUUGUUAAUGAAAAUGCUAUCUAUAAUGAGAAAAAAUGGCAGUAUCAACAUUAUUCGGACGAUUUAUCUAUAGUGUGGAUGACACCUAUAAAUUUGUUCUCUCGAGGAAUUAAGUUUCGUAAUUGGGUCAAAAGCAAUUGGACAAAGGGAUUAGAAAAUGUAUCGUACAAUAAGUGGUUUGCAAUGUAUAAUUUACAAAGAAAUGCAAUAGAUAUGGAUCGUUAUUUAUAUGAACCAGAAUCAGCAAAUAUUUCACAGAAACUUGUAACAUUGGAAUCAGAUUGGUUAAAAUCCAAAAUAUUUAUUACAUGUAUUGUUUUUGUGGAGAAAGUUAAAUUAGGCAGAUCCAUAAAAGACACUUGGGGUAGUCAUUGCAAUCGAAUUUAUUUUUUUGGACAGCGAAUACAAGAUUCCCAAAUACCAAUCAUAAAUUUUACAAUAAAAUUUCAAUCUUCUUGGCAUUUUUUAUGUGAAAUUAUGAAUUAUAUAUGGAAAGAUGAUGAGGUCAAGCAAUGGAUACUUUUUGUAAAAGAUGAUAUGAUGGUGAUUUUGGAAAACUUACGUUAUAUAGUUGCUCCAUUAAACUAUGAAGAAAAUUAUUAUUUGGGUCAUGCUGUUGUAAUGUGGGGUCAACCGUAUAAUGUUGCUCAAGCAGGUUAUGUAUUAAGCAAAGGAUCGCUUAGAAAAAUGACGGAAAUGUUCAAUACGUCCCAAAAAUGUGCUGCUGGUGGAAAAUACUGGAAAAAAGAGGAUUAUUAUCUUGGAAAACAUCUGUCAUCUAUGGGUAUUCUUCCUAUGGAUACACGGGAUGAAUAUUUAAGAGGAACUUUUCAUGGUUAUGCUUUAAAUAAUUUAUUAUGGGGAAUUGCAAAACCUGGUAGUUAUUGGACACAUGCUUUAUAUCCUCCACAAAAAGAAUGUUGCUCUUCUAUGUCUGUGACAUUCAGUGCUACUGAAGCUGAUAAAAUGUUUACUUUCAAUUAUUUGUUAUACAAUUUACAUAUCUUUACCAAGAAAGGAGUUUUUGGAAAUAAACAUGCUCCUACAUCUUUUCCAGAAGAAGAUGUAUGGAAGAUCGCAUUGAAAGAAGAAUUUAAUAUCACUCACUUGAAUGAAAUUUCUAGUGAUGCAUAUUAUGAAAUAUGGCAUUCAAAAUAUUCUGAACCUGAGCAAUUAAUUUUUAAAAAUUAUCGAAAUAAUUCAAAUGUAUUAACUUCUAUCUUAACAGCUUAUGAAUCUAGAAGUCAAGCAUCUGAUAAGUUAUCAUUAAAAUAAGAAGUAGAGAAAGGCUAGGUUUGUAUUUUGUUAUUUUCUAUGUGAAAAAAGAGAUUAUAUAUAUUUUUUCUAAUAACAUAUUAAAUAAGUUUCUAUAAGAAUGAUAACUGUUAUUGUAUUAAUUUAUAAAUUUAAGUACUAUUUUAUAAUAUUGUCUUAAAAAAUAUGUUAAUAUGUUAUAUAGUAUUAUUCAAUACAACGACAAAUAAUAAUAAUAAUAAUAUUAAUAAUAAUAAUAAAAAAUAUUUAAUAAAUACUUGUUACUUUCAGAAUGUAUUCCAUGUAUUUUAUAUCACGUUUUUUUCUUCUCAAAAAAAAAACAUUUUAAAUAUAUAUGUUUAAUUUAAUGCAGCCACUGUACCAAUAUCAAGAGUGAUAAGUCAAAGUGUUACUGUAUUAUGAAUUAAAUGGUCGUAAUUAUUUGAUAAAAAUA
Vespula pensylvanica (western yellowjacket) is the source of this 2300-nucleotide messenger RNA. RefSeq names its product glycoprotein-N-acetylgalactosamine 3-beta-galactosyltransferase 1-like. Bases 500 to 1867 code for a protein of 455 amino acids. Gene Ontology annotation, molecular function: N-acetylgalactosaminide beta-1,3-galactosyltransferase activity. The record is from RefSeq and is a predicted model, not a curated record. NCBI's taxonomy places the organism in Eukaryota, Metazoa, Arthropoda, Insecta, Hymenoptera, Vespidae. The transcript is spliced from 4 exons.